Larimichthys crocea (large yellow croaker) is the source of this 1806-nucleotide messenger RNA. RefSeq lists its product as uncharacterized. The record is from RefSeq and is a predicted model, not a curated record. The coding region runs from base 166 to 1776 and encodes 536 amino acids. The transcript is spliced from 7 exons. Lineage: Eukaryota; Metazoa; Chordata; Actinopteri; Sciaenidae.
UUAGUUACAGAUAUGUGUGUUGCUGACAGGAACGAAGCGGAAAAAGUGGAAGCUGCAAAACCAGCAUUUCGGUGCAGAGGAAAACCCUGAUCAAUGAGCACUACUGCAGAGGGCACAGUGAUCAUCACCACACAUCUGUGAAGACGAAUUCAGACAUAUACUGAAAUGUCGGCUCUGAUGGAGGACAUAAGAGAAGCUGUGUUGGCGGUAUUACCCAGCCUACCAGAGGAUAAAGUCCAGUCACUGCUGAACAAGUUGGCAAGCAUUGGUGUGGAGUUCAAAUCCGAUCUGCAGUUCAUUAAAGAGGAAGAUCUCCCCGCCAACAUCACACCUAACCAGUGCCGGAGGCUUCUCAAUGCCUGGCAAACUCAAGAUCAAACGUCAUAUGUGACACUGACUCCUGUGGACCACUCUGACAUAGUCCUCAGUACCACUACAGAGGAUCCUCCAUCUUCUGAAUCCGACAACACUUCAAUGUCAAGCAGUAAUACAUCCAGAAUGACUGUUAAUUUAAGUGUCUGGCAUGAAAACUUCAGUGUUCCUUGGAACAGAAUGCCUCCUGGUAUCACAACCGCAAUUUCACUGGAGAAACGUCCAUCUGCUAAAGACCGUAGGCAAAUGGUACGAAUCAUAGUUGAGGAAAUGAGGCUGAAUGAACAAAAUCCAUCAAAGUCUCAGUGCCAGGCAAUAGCCAAGAUGAUUGUAAAGCAACAUCCUCAGAGCUUUGCUGAUGUUAUGACAGAUGGCACUGUGAUCGGCAGUGGCUAUGCAUCUCUUAUGACUCAACUAAAAACACGAGUAGAACAUGUGAAUCGUGGAAAUGCUCUCUCCAGACGAAGGAAGCAGAAAAGGGUCUCAAAUGCACCUGAAGACAUAGCCAGAGGACCAGCUGACCAAUAUGGCUGCGUGAGAUGGCAACCUGACUGUCCACCAGGGGAGACUGUAGAGGGUCUUAAAGAGAAAAAGAGUGAAAUGCAAGACCUAUAUCACACUGAAGGACCAGCUGGUGCAGAGAGAGGAUAUGUAAUUCAGUUAAUGAAAACAACCUACUACCUACAAAGAAAAAAUAUCAAUGCAAGCCCACCUCCUUCAAUUGCUGAGCUGAAGACUGAGUGGCCAUAUCUUUUCACUCCGAAACAGAUGUUCAGCCAUUUCAAUUUACUCACAGACAUUAAAAUUCUGGAAAAAAUGGAGCAGGCUGUAGAAGAAAAGGGGAAGCUGAUCCUUAGGUUCUUCCAGCACACGACAGCAAGGACCAGUACAGAUGAGGUUGAGCGCAUCCUGGUCAGUUACAACAAAGAAGAAAAGUGUGAUCCAUGCCCAUGUGUGAUUCUGCUUCUGAUGGCACACUUCAAAGAGAAAUAUGAGGGGCUCAUUUUACAGGCCGAUGUCUUCUCAACAGCAGCUGACGUUGAGAGAACAAAGCCACUUCCUGAGUCUCCAAGACUCAUCGUCUUAGGUGAUGUUCUCACGGCAACAAACUGGAUGCUGAGCAUUGAGGGCCAAGUGACUGUGGGUCCACACCAGAACAUUGUGGCUGGAAUGGCAGCGCUUUUCUCGUGCUAUUACGUCUUCAAUCUGGUGUACCAAGAGGAGGCGUCGAGCACACUGGAAUUCAUCCAAAGAUGCUUCAUUGGGAUCAGCCCAACCUCUGGCACAAAGAUGACAAAGUGGAUCAGUCCAAGAAGUGGGAAGGUGCAUGAGAAGAGGAACAACAGUGUCAGCCUUCAUGUCUCUGCACUUCUCAAAAGAUUAAUGGACUUUGAAUGGCUUUGAGCCUGUCGCAAAAGAAAGGGAAAUGGCACA